AUGGCUGGCAUGGAGCAAUUAGAGAUUCAUAGCAAGUCGUAUAUUGUUCGAUGGGUCAAAGUUGAGGAAAAACAUACAAUUUCAUGGAGUGUUCAACCGCACAAAAAAUCCAUAAACUUUGGAAUUGUCAAACAUCCAGGAACCGGAUCAUCAGCAAGCAGUGCUUCGACCCCGCGACAACUCAAUUUUGACGAUGCUGUUCAUUCCCUUCAACCACUCGAUCCCGUUUCGCAGAGAAGACUUUCCGCUACCACCGAUUCAAGGAAUGAUUCAUCCACGGCACAAGAUCAACUAAAGGCAAAGGGGUUCAUAUUAGUUGAAUGGUGUGGAAAAUGCGAAGCGGACAAGGUAUCCAUGGGUACAUUUGCGGUGCCUGUGGGUCAUGGAGGAAUGUACGGACUGGUAUUCGACAAUACAUUCUCGAAACAAAUAUCCAAGACUGCCACUUUUGUCCUAUUGACGUACCCCUCGAACGCAGCUCCACGCUCGACGCAUCUACAAAAGCUACAAGGUUUGGAUGGUACGCAUGCACAAAACGGGAGGAGACCAAGUCCGAAUCUCUCUGCCGCAGCCUCGGAAUCUGUGGAAAGUCUACAGAGUACGGCAAUGGGUCGGGGUGCGAGUAGAGGUUCGUUGAUAAGUAAAAAUGAUAGCGAAGGUGGUUUUUUGAGCUACCAUGUGGGUGUUUUACAGAAGAGGAGAAGAAAGAGAGGACAAGGCUACGCUCGCAGAUUCUUCUCUCUGGAUUUCGCGACAUGCACACUAUCCUAUUACUAUAGUCGCAAUUCAUCAGCACUACGAGGAGCAAUUCCAUUGAGUUUAGCUGCGAUUGCUGCAGAUGAGAGGAGGAGAGAGAUCAACAUCGAUUCUGGUGCCGAAAUCUGGCACCUGAAAGCAAAUAAUGCCAAGGAUUUUGAGGAUUGGACCAACGCCUUGGAAAAAGCUAGCAAUAAUGCUAGGGGGGCAGCUGGGGGUGUUGAUAUUGAUUCGGUGCCAACACCCGAUGUAGGAUUGAAGAUCGGGACCAGCUAUCUCCACGUCCCAUCAAAUAAGGAAGAGGAGAAUGAAUGGGCACAGAUCGAAGGCCUCGUGAGUAGGAUUGCAGGGACUAGGGAUGCUGUUCGUAGGUUAUCGAAAGAUACCGCUACACCGAAUAGGCGACACUCACAUCUUCUUGGAGUCCCUUCUGCAAGUCCUGUAGCCGAAGAGGCUGGUGAUUAUUUUGCUCCCCAAACCAAUCAAUCCAAUCAGACAAACGAGAAGAGACCUUUCUGGAAACGGAAAUCGAGCACACCGAUACCCAGCACGCCGACAACUACGCAACGCAGUAUGGCCGCACAACUUGCAGUUCCAGUGCCUACAGCAGCGACUAGCGAGGUCAAUGCAAAUGGAACCAACUUUCGAAAGCCACGGACCUCACAUGAAGAACAGAAUAUCCAUGAUCAUUGCACAUCUUUUCUCAACGAUCUUGACGCAGUCCUUUCGGACUUCUCAACUCUGAUAGCAGGUAGUAAACGCCGUCGUGCAGCGAAUACUAUACCUACGUCUGCUAGGUCCACACAUAGUGUUGAUUCGGCUUCUACAGGGGAAUUUUAUGAUGCAGAGGCGGGAGAUCCGGAUCGUUCACAGGUUAUGAUUAUUAAUCGUAAGAGUGAACAGGAAGAAACUUUAACGUCAGAGACAGAGGAUGAGAAAGAUGACUGUGGUGCUUCUACAUCUUCUAGUGGAGGAAGUGAAGAAGUGGAACACGUGAAUGGUGCAGCGGCACUUUUCCCGAUUAAACCCAAAUCUUUAGAUCCUCUACCGAUCAAGGUAGCUCCAAAACGACGAAAGGCAAUUCCACCAGCAACAGUUAUGCCUCCAAGUUUGAUAGGAUUUCUACGGAAGAACGUCGGUAAAGAUCUGAGCACCAUCAGUAUGCCAGUCUCAGCUAACGAACCACUGUCUUUACUACAACGCGUAGCAGAACAAUUGGAAUAUUGCAAUCUUUUAAACACAGCCGCCGAUCAAAAAGAUUGUACUAUAAGAUUGUUACAUGUGGCAGCAUUUGCAGUUUCCCAAUUUAGUAAUAGCCGAACCAAAGAACGCGCAAUUCGCAAACCCUUCAAUCCCAUGUUGGGAGAAACCUUUGAGCUCGUCCGCAGUGAACAAGAAGUUCCCGGAGGAUUCCGUCUUCUCGUCGAAAAAGUAUCGCAUCGUCCCGUUCGUAUGGCCUGUCAAGCCGAUUCCGCCAGAUGGUCACUCGGGCAAUCCCCAGCCCCAACGCAAAAGUUCUGGGGCAAGAGCGCAGAGCUUAUUACCGAUGGUCGCGUGCGUAUGGUUCUUCGUCUUCGGGAUGGAAUAGAAGAACGAUAUACAUGGAAUGUUGCGACUGUAUUUUUGCGAAAUGUUGUUAUGGGUGAAAAAUACGUAGAACCAGUGGGUAACAUGACGGUUACGAAUGAAACCACAGGUGCGAAAGCGCUGGUGGAGUUUAAGCAAAAGGGUAUGUUUGGGGGUAGAAGCGAGGAUGUGGUUGUAGAGGCCUAUGAUGGGGAGGGAAAACAUACAGGGGUUAGUCUUCAGGGAACUUGGACAAAUUCUCUUAAAGUCGUUGAAGCGGGUAGAUCGUCAGGGGCCGAAAUUUGGAAGGUGGGAGAUCUAGUGGAAAAUGCCCCGGGUUGUUAUGGCUUGACUACAUUCGCGGCUCAACUAAAUGAAAUCACGGAAAUCGAGAAGGGCAAAAUGGCAAUCACGGAUAGUCGAUUGAGACCGGAUCAGAGAGCGGCGGAAGCGGGUAAAUUGGAUGAGGCAGAGGAUCUAAAGGCGAAGUUGGAGGAGGCGCAGAGGGAAAGGAGGAGGAGUUUGGAGGAGAGGGGGGAAAUGUGGAGGGCGAAGUGGUUUGUGAAGGUUGAGGGGGGGAUGGAGGAGGAGGGUGAGGAGGUUUGGGGUUUAAAGGGGGGGAAGGAUGGGUAUUGGGAGGAGAGGGAGAGGGUUGCGAGGGGAGGUGGGGUUGGAGGUGCGGAGUGGAGGGGAGUGGAGCCGGUUUUUGGGAUUUGA
This is a messenger RNA of Sclerotinia borealis F-4128, 3039 nucleotides long. The record is from the annotation of a GenBank genome assembly. Lineage: Eukaryota; Fungi; Ascomycota; Leotiomycetes; Helotiales; Sclerotiniaceae.